This is a messenger RNA of Amphiprion ocellaris (clown anemonefish), 5374 nucleotides long. RefSeq names its product protein crumbs homolog 1-like. Lineage: Eukaryota; Metazoa; Chordata; Actinopteri; Pomacentridae. Gene Ontology annotation, molecular function: calcium ion binding; Notch binding. Gene Ontology annotation, biological process: Notch signaling pathway. The transcript is spliced from 8 exons. The record is from RefSeq and is a predicted model, not a curated record. Bases 109 to 3162 code for a protein of 1017 amino acids.
GAGCAGCAGAGGUGAAGAUGGAGCUGCACACGCGACUAUCCUCCUGUCUCUGAGCUAAAAUGCAGAUCUUUCUGAAAAUCUAAUAGUUCUGAGGACUUGUAAAGGACAAUGUUGAGAUUCAGCGUGCAUGUGUGGAUGCUACUGUUGCUUUAUGCAGGCACUUUGUUCGGUGACGACAUCAAUGGAUGUGACCAGCAGCCAUGCCAAAAUGGUGGUGUGUGUGAGAGCCACAAUGGAGGAUUCCGUUGCCUUUGCUCCCAGCAGAGCCAAAGUGGGCGCCUAUAUGGCGGCGAGAACUGCACAGUUGCACUUUCAGGCUGCGAUGGCAACCAGUGCGAGAACGGAGGAAUAUGCUCUCCGUUGCUCGUAAACGAUCAUCACACUUACACUUGCAUCUGCCUUGCAGGCUUCACAGGCUCCAAAUGCCAAACUCCCACCAUCUUCUCCUUUGAGUCCCAAGGCUACAUGUACAUAGAGACCCAGCUGCUGGACCCAGAAGCCCCUCUUAAUGUCACGUUCAGCUUCAAGACAGACAGAGCGAAUGGUACUCUCUUGCAGCGCAGAGUGGACGACCUGCUCCUCAGCAUCGAGCUCGUGGAUGGACGCCUCUGCCUCCUCAGCCUGAGAGGUCAAGGUUCCAGCACCAUGGUUCAAGAGCUUCCAGAGUAUUUGACCGACAACAAGUGGCACACGGUUGAAGCAUCGCUGGGCGGCGUGGUCAGUCUCAUCAGGCUGCUGUGCGCUGAAGGAAGCUGCACCAGAGACCCCAGCAGUGAAGUUCAGCUGCUUGAACAAGCUUCCACUCUGCCAGAGCCAGGAGCUGUUCGUCAGAGCCUCUUCAUCGGGUCAGUCGGAGGGAAUUGGACUUUGGGCAGAGCGGUGGAUGAAGCAGAAAACCCGCCUGCUUUUCUGGGCUGCUUCAGAGACGUGUUUGUGGACUCACAUCUGGUGCUGCCUGUUAAAGCACCAGAAGAAUCAGGAGUCCAAGCAAACAUGACGGUGGGAUGCAGCGACAAAGACAAAUGCAUCGAGAGUCCGUGUCAGAACCGAGGACGUUGUGUGAGCCAAGGCUGGAGGAGGCACAUGUGUGAAUGUCACAGGCCAUAUGAGGGAAACAACUGUGCUGAAGAAUAUAUCACUGCAAGAUUUGGGAGCAAUGACCUGGAGAGUUACGCUGUAUUCUCAUUAGACGACGACCCCGGUGACUCCCUGAUUAUAUCCAUGUUCCUUCGCACCAGACAGUCCAGCGGCCUCCUCCUCAUCCUGGCCAACAGCACCAGCCAGUACCUCCGCCUGUGGCUGGAAGACGGCAGGGUGAAAAUUCAGAUCAACAACUUUGAGACCCUCGUCGGUCGGAGUGCGGUCAGUGACGGACACUUCCACCUGGUGACGCUGAAGCUGGAAAGAACGGCAGCCACCUUAUUCCAGUCAGCCCAAAACCAGGGCUUCAUGCCCAUCAGGCACGUGGAAGUCCAUCCUGGAGAUCUGGUGUUUGUUGGGGGGCUUCCAGACUCAAGGGCCUCAGCUUCCUUUGGUGGCUACUUUAAGGGAUGCGUGCAGGACCUGAGGAUUAACAGCAAACGCCUGCAGUUCUAUCCAAUAGCUACUCCAGUGGAGUCGUACAACCUACAGGAGGUCAUCGGUGUUGCAGAAGGAUGCAGCAGUGACAACGCCUGCGCUAUCAAUCCUUGCCUCAAUGGGGGAGUGUGUUACUCCAUGUGGGACGAUUUCAUCUGCAACUGCCCCCCCAGUACUGCAGGGCAGCGCUGUGAGGAGGUGAAAUGGUGCGAGCUGUCUCCCUGCCCUGCCACUGCUGUUUGCCAGCCCCUCUCUCAAGGCUUUGAGUGUUUGUCUAAUGUGACGUUCCGGCUUGAAAGCAGUGUUCUGCACUUCCACAGCAAUGGAAACAUCAAGCGCAGUCUCACCAGCAUCUCCUUCAGCUUCCGCACAAGACAGUCUGCUGCCACUUUACUUUACGCACAAAAGGACUCAGACUACCUCACUGUCUACCUUCUCAACUCUCAUCUGGUCAUGGAGCUCCAAAAAGAUGCCCUCACGGUGUCAGUUCAAAGCCCAGGUCCGAUCAGUGAUGGAGAGUGGCACAUGGUGAAGCUCAGCAUGGACAACCAGACUCUGAACUCCAAGUGGAUGAUGGCUGUGGAUGGAGGUAAGGAGGAGUUGUCCAAAUCAUCUGGAGGGGAUCUGGGGUUUCUCAGGGAGGGAGCAGACGUCUUCCUGGGGGGACCGAGCCUGGACUCUGGGGGGAACCUGUCUGGCUGUCUGGGUCCUGUGGAGAUCGGAGGUCUUCUUCUUCCUUUCCACCUGGAUACUGAGCUGAACCUCCCCAGACCUCAGGAGGAGCAGUUUGUGAGGAUGAACAGCAACGCCGCUCCCCGAUUCGGCUGCUGGGGAGCCACAGUUUGUUCGCCCAACCCCUGCCAGAACGAGGGUUUGUGUGACGACCUGUUUGACCUGCAUCAGUGCACUUGUUCCCCCGAGUGGACGGGACCGCUGUGUAAAGACCCAGCAGACCCCUGCAUCUCCAGCCCCUGCAUCUAUGGCGCCUGUACCAACCUACCGAGUGGUUUUAAGUGCGUUUGUGAGCCAGGGUACAGCGGUGAGCAAUGUGAGGCAGAAGUUGACAUAUGCGAAAACAGUAAUUGCAGCCACGGCGCCACGUGCCUCAAAGGCCUCCUGAGCUACACCUGUCUCUGUCCUCAGAAUCUGACCGGCCAAUACUGCGAUGAGAAAAUCCCUGAAAUCCCAUGGUACAUUGAAACCAAUCCACUCCCUCAGUUGCCUGUAGCUACAUGCCAGGGUACCAGAUGGAACUACAACUGCUUUAAUGGAGGAAACUGUUCUGAAGGAGACAACGCUUGUUACUGCCUGCCUGGUUUUACAGGACAGUGGUGUGAGAAGGAUGUGGAUGAAUGUCUCUCAGACCCGUGUAUGAACGGAGGCUUCUGUAUCAACUACGUGAACAGCUUUGAGUGUGUGUGCGACUUAAACUACUCAGGAAUACACUGUCAGAUAGAUGUCAGCGACUUCUACCUGUACCUCUUCCUGGGCCUGUGGCAGAACCUCUUCCAGCUGGUGUCCUACCUUGUGAUACGCCUCGAUGACGAGCCAGAGAUUGAGUGGGGAUUCCACGUCAAUGAUUAGAGCCGUCUUUGUGUAAUAUGAUGAAACUGGAGUAAACUGGGUGUAGAAUGUCGCACUGAAGCACUUUAGAACCCAUUAUAGUCCCCAAAAAUAAUGGAAUGCACAACUGGUAACAACAGUGGUUCACUUGGAGGACAGCGACAACAUGUUUUAGCUUCAUGAAUGUCUUCCACAUAGAUGUGGUGAGUAAAUAUACCGAUCAGGCAGAACAUUAUGACCACUGACAGGUGAAGUGAUUAACACUGAUCAUGGCACCUGUUGGUAUGUUGGAUAUAUUAGACAGCAAGUGAACAUUUUGUCCUCAGUGUUGAUACAGGAAAAAUGGGCAACUGUAAAGAUUUGAGCGAGUUUGACAAGAACCAAACUGUGAUGGCUCGAUGACUGGGUCAGAGCAUCUUGUAGGGUGCUCCUGGUCUGCAGUGGUCAGUAUCUAGCAAAAAUGGUCCAAGGACACUUAGUGUUGAACUGGCGACAGGGUCAUGGGCGGCCAAGGCUCAUUGAUACAUGUGGGGAGCGAAGUCUGGCCCAUGUGGUCCGAUCCAACAGAUGAGCUACUGUUGCUCAAUGUUAAUGCUGGUUCUGAUAGAAAGCUGUCAGAAUACACAGUGUAUCACAGUUUGUUGCGUAUGGGGCUGCAUAGCAGAUCAAUCAGGGUGCUCAUGCUGACCCCUGUGCACUGACCAAAGUACCAACAAUGGACAAGUGAGAAUAAGAUCUAGAUCAUGGAGCAAUGGAAGAAGGUGGCCUGGUGUGGUGAAUCACGUUUUCUUUUACAUCACAUAGAUGGCCGGGUGCGUCGCUUACCUUGGAAACACUUGGCACCAGGAUGCACUAUGUUACUUGGACACAUACCACCUAGCUAAGCAUUGCUCUAGACCAUUUCCACCCUUUCAUGGAAACCGUAUUCCCUGACAACCAGUCUGAGGUGUUGACUUGGCCACCAAAUUCCCCAGAUCUCAAUCAAAUCGAGCAUCUGUGGGAUGUGCUGGACAAACAAGUCCAAUCCAUGGAGGCCCCACCUCGCAACUUAAAGGACUUAAAGGAUCUGCUGACAACAUCUUGGUGCCAGAUACCACAGCACACCUUCAGGGUUCUAGUAGAGUCCAUGCCCUGACAGAUCAGGGCUGUUUUGGCAGCAAAAGGGGAACCAACACAUAAUUAAGCAUGUGGUCUUAAUGUUUUGCCCGAUUGCUGUAUUUCCACCGACAGUCUACCAGUAAUCUACUUCGUGGCCUGUUGUGAUUUAGCUAUGAAACAGGUAUAUCUAUAUUACACUUACUGUCAAGUGCAGCAUUCACAUAAUCAUCACUGCAAAACCACUGAAUACAAGUUUUGUCUGCAAACAAGAGGCUUGUUCCCAGUGUGCACUCCUUAAGUUGAGACUGUUGUGACCAUAUUUUAACAAAAUUAUACCCAUGAAGGUUUUUCUGAUCUCAGCUUGAGAAUAAUCGGUUAAUACUGGGGGUUGACUGAUUAUCAGAUCUGAUAUUUGCUGAUAUGAUUGUUAUUUUUUUAAUCGACUCCUGAGAAAUUAAUUUUAAAAUGAACUUGAAACUCAAACUGGCUACACAUCUUCAGUAUCAGCCUAUCAACAAUCAUGGAUAAAUGCUUAAAAGUUCACUUUUAUUUUAUAUUUUUCAUUUAAACAAAGGCACUUUAAUGAGCAAAUUCUGACAAGAUUUUAAUUUUUAUUGAAGAUAUAUACCGGUUUCAAAUACGAGUUAUCAGUCUCCUUGAUUAUUAAUAAUCAGUCGACUCCUAAUUAACACAAAGAGCGAGUUCACAAGACCAGAAUAGAAAAACAGUGGCAGUGAAUAUACAUUAUAUGUGAAACUGUAUUUUACUUCAUCUAGCAUACAUAGAAAUGUAUUUGGUAAUAUUACUUGUUGCACAUUGUUUAUCACAGUAUAAUAAUCAGGGUCUCAUACUGAAAACCUCACAUUAGAGAACUCUUCAUGUGCCUUAAAGGUCCACUUUUUAUCUAGAGCACUGCUUUCUCGUCAGUGCAUUUUUGUAACUGUUCAGGGAUCUGCUGACAUAAAGUUAUAAUGUUCUGGAGAUUAAGAAAAUUCCUGUCUGUAGUUAGAAUGCUGGAUGUUUAUAUGUAUUUAUGUACCCUCAUAUAAUCUGAUGAAGGUUGUUCUGCAUGCAAUGCAUACAGUACUUGACAUUUAAAAGGAAAACAUCAAAUAAACUUGAAAUGUUUGGAAAA